AUGGACAUUCUCCAGUCUCUCUGGAAAGAUUCUCGCUAAUGGAUUUCCUGCUACUCGGCCUCUGUCUACACUGGCUGCUGAGGAGGCCCUCGGGGGUGGUCUUGUGUCUGCUGGGGGCCUGCUUUCAGAUGCUGCCCGCCGCCCCCAGCGGAUGCCCGGGGCAGUGUCGGUGCGAGGGGCGGCUGCUGUACUGCGAGGCGCUCAACCUAACCGAGGCGCCCCACAACCUGUCCGGCCUGCUGGGCUUGUCUUUGCGCUACAACAGCCUCUCGGAGCUGCGUGCCGGCCAGUUCACGGGGUUAAUGCAGCUCACGUGGCUGUAUUUGGAUCACAAUCACAUCUGCUCGGUGCAGGGGGACGCCUUUCAGAAACUGCGCCGAGUUAAGGAACUCACGCUGAGUUCCAACCAGAUCACUGAACUGGCCAACACCACCUUUCGGCCCAUGCCCAAUCUGCGCAGCGUGGACCUGUCCUAUAACAAGCUGCAGGCGCUAGCUCCUGAUCUCUUCCACGGGCUGCGGAAGCUCACCACCCUGCACAUGCGGGCCAAUGCCAUCCAAUUCGUCCCGGUGCGCAUCUUUCAGGACUGCCGCAGCCUCAAGUUUCUCGACAUUGGAUACAAUCAGCUCAAGAGUCUGGCGCGCAACUCUUUCGCCGGCUUGUUCAAGCUCACAGAGCUACACCUGGAGCAUAACGACUUGAUCAAGGUGAACUUCGCCCAUUUCCCGCGCCUCAUCUCCCUGCACUCGCUCUGCCUGAGGCGGAAUAAGGUUGCCAUUGUGGUCAGCUCUCUCGACUGGGUUUGGAAUUUGGAGAAAAUGGACUUGUCUGGGAACGAGAUCGAAUACAUGGAGCCCCAUGUGUUCGAGACCGUGCCGUACCUGCAGUCCCUGCAGCUGGAUUCCAACCGCCUCACCUACAUUGAGCCCCGUAUCUUAAACUCCUGGAAGUCCCUAACAAGCAUCACUCUGGCUGGGAACCUGUGGGACUGCGGGCGCAACGUGUGUGCCCUAGCUUCCUGGCUCAGCAACUUCCAGGGACGUUAUGAUGCUAACUUGCAGUGCGCCAGCCCGGAGUAUGCACAGGGCGAGGACGUCUUGGAUGCAGUGUAUGCUUUCCACCUGUGCGAGGAUGGGGCCGAGCCCACCAGUGGCCACCUCCUGUCGGCGGCCGUCACUAACCGCAGUGACCUAACGCCCCCUGAGAGCUCAGCCACGACCCUGGUGGACGGUGGGGAGGGGCUGCACGAUGGCACGCUUGAGCCCAUCACAGUGGAUCUCCCCGGCGGCGAGCACGCAGAGAACGCUGUGCAAAUCCACAAAGUGGUCACGGGCACGAUGGCCCUCAUCUUCUCUUUCCUCAUCGUGGUCCUCGUACUCUACGUAUCCUGGAAGUGUUUCCCAGCCAGCCUCAGGCAGCUCAGACAGUGCUUUGUCACGCAGCGCAGGAAGCAGAAGCAGAAACAGACCAUGCAUCAGAUGGCUGCUAUGUCUGCCCAGGAAUACUAUGUUGAUUACAAACCCAACCACAUCGAGGGGGCCCUGGUUAUCAUCAACGAGUACGGCUCGUGUACCUGUCACCAGCAGCCUGCGAGGGAAUGCGAGGUGUGAUUGUCCCAGAGGCUCCCAACCCAUGCGCUACCAAAUAUGCCUGGGCAGCCGGGCGGGCCAGCGGGCACCAGGACUGGUCUCCUCUGCGCUUUGAUUUGUUGACUGAAACUGUAAGGGGAUCUCUCCCAGAGACUUGACAUUUUAGCUUUAUGUGUCUUAAAAAAACAAACAAACAAAAAUCCCGAAAUAAAACACAACAAAAAACCCCACCCCAUAAUCUUCAGGACAGUCUGUCUUAAAUUUCAUAUGAGAACUUCUUCCUCCCUUUGAAGAUCUGUCCAUAUUCAGGAA
Messenger RNA from Apodemus sylvaticus (European woodmouse), 1901 nucleotides. It is a transcript of the gene Lrrtm1, whose product is annotated as leucine rich repeat transmembrane neuronal 1. The record is from RefSeq and is a predicted model, not a curated record. The transcript has a single exon. NCBI's taxonomy places the organism in Eukaryota, Metazoa, Chordata, Mammalia, Rodentia, Muridae. Gene Ontology annotation, molecular function: protein binding. The coding region runs from base 39 to 1610 and encodes 523 amino acids.